Molecule: messenger RNA, 1494 nt
Organism: Eurytemora carolleeae
Lineage: Eukaryota; Metazoa; Arthropoda; Copepoda; Calanoida; Temoridae
Product: transmembrane protein adipocyte-associated 1
Exons: 2
Coding region: 234-1289 (351 amino acids)
Biological process (GO): G protein-coupled receptor signaling pathway
Cellular component (GO): plasma membrane
Molecular function (GO): G protein-coupled receptor activity
Source: RefSeq, a predicted model, not a curated record
UAAUUUAGACCAGUGAAUGUUACAUUAGAUAAUUCUGUAUAUCUUUUGAAUCUUUUAGAGAAUUUGAGUUCUGGUGUGAUGGAUAUUAGAUUGGAAAGCAGGUAGAGAUCUAGAUAGAUAGAUAGAUUUAUCUAACCCUGCACACUGUACACACUACCGGAGUUUAAUAACCUAAACCCAAUUCUAACAGAUUGAUUGCACAUUGAAUCCAGGCUAACUCAGUCCUCAUCAUCAUGUCGUUGGCGGAGUUAGAGGAUGAGGUUCUUAAUAGUUUAGAGAACUCUUGGUUUGGGUUCAAUGGCUCCGAAACCGGAGGAGAGAGUACGACGGAAUUGUUUGCAGACGACGAGUUUUUCCAUCCCACUGUCAUACAUGACAGCGAAGUUUGUAAGUGGGUUCUUCACACCUCCAUUCCUAAUCUCAACGUGAAAUUGUGGGAUUUUCUCUUGUUUAUCCCUAGCUCAGUUUUUCUCUCAGUCCUGAUUCUAGGACUGCAGAAGACAACCCAAAGAUUACGAGGUCUGAACAACUACUGCUCCGUGGGUACGCUCUACCUACUGAUAGUUCUCUGUGUGAGUAUCAGUAUGAUGAGAACUAUCCUAAACACGGUUCUACAGGCUGAGACACAAAGUUCUAACUCUGAGAAAGUUCUUUGGGUUCUAACCAGGUUGAUAUAUCUAAGUACGGAACUAAGUAUUCUGGGCAUUGGAUUGACAUUCGACUGCAUAGGAAAGAAAGGAGUUCAACGGAUGGUUCUCGUGUCAUUUCUACUCUCCUCCUGCUUGUGUGGAAUUGAACUACAUCUGGAGUUAAACAAGCCAUUCUAUGGCAGUAAGGUGAUCCGGAACGGGUUUGAUCUCUACGGUCACGGUGGUCCGCAAUUCUGGACUCUUCUCUCUGGAUCAAUUUCUCUUCUUUAUCUUGUGGCACUCUGCAUUCCGUUUCUACCGUUGAAAUCUCUUUUCACCACUAGAUCCACAGUGUUCUAUGUUUACGCAGGGAUUCAGCUACUUCUCAAUAUACUUACUGGGGUAGGGGCACUUCUUCUCUCCCUAAAUCAUCAUUCAGGAUUGUGUUUAACAGACCUGACAACCUACAUCUACUAUAGUUUCCUACCCACUGUUGCAUAUAUCUGUUUUGUUCGUCCAAGUCUGAAAAUGUCAAGACCCAACCUGCUUUUCUCCUACACUUCACAGAUUGAUGAGAACCAAGAUGAUUCAGCUCUCUCCUACAGUGGAUCCAUUCAGUCGAUCCUUCGUGGAACCUCAGCAACCAUCCUCGAUCAUUAAACCUGGGUCCCUAGACUCAACCCUCUUCUCAGCAGGGAUCCAGAGCCCAGAUACUGAUGACAGAGAUCUUCUUAUUAAGUAACUCUCGGGGGAUCAGAAAACUGUUUAAAUUUCUAAUCUUAAGAAUUAAUCAAUAACCUCAACAUAAAUCUCAGGCCUAUAAAACAGACAGAAAAUUAUCAAUCUUGAUUUGUAAAACUGUAAA